CUAAGUUUCAAGUUAGUCUGUUCAAAGCGUUCAGCUAAAGAGGACGUCUAUAUGUCCGAUCAAUCGGGAAUAUUUUGAAUUGACAUUAUAUUUCCGCGUGGAAAUAAUAGAAAAUGACAUUUUACGAUUUAAUAAGCGCGUGUGUAUAAAUUUAAUUUAAAAAUUUUAAUUUUGAAGUAUUUUUGCAGUUUUUUAUAUAUAUUUUUUUAUAUAAAUUCUCUACUAAUUAUUACUGAUAAAAGACUAAUUUAACAAAAAUAAUGUGUUAUUUUAAAAAAAUACAAUUGUAAUAACAUACAAUUAUUGUGAAAACGUCUAAUUGUAAAAAAAAGACAAGAAUAAUUUUCAAACUGUAUAAUUAUAAAAACUAUAAUUUAAAAAAACAAUAAUAAAAUAUUUUUGAAAAAAGAGUGAUUUUUUUUGUGGAAUAAAGUGAUAUUUGUAAAUUUUUAUUGAAAUCUUGGCUUUAUAGCGCGGUUGGCAAGAAAAGCGAAUGCAGAAGGCAAGACCCUGACAUUGGGAUUACUGUAUAAUAGUGAAGCAGACUUACCAUGCUGCCACGGGAGUUGUUCGUUUUGGCGACGUUGACGACCCUCAGCGUCGCGACGUCCGCCGCUUCCAUCGAUUUUGAUCUCGGUGAUUAUGAGGUGCUCACUGAUACCGAAGAAAAAUCUACGGAUGAUAGCGAUAAUAAUAAAGCAAAGGAUGCUGAAUUAGUGAGAUGCUAUUGCAAUCAGCCAGAUUGUGUUUCCCAAUCUUAUCUCUGCAUGGGCCGUGGAUGUUUCACGGAAUUGCCAUCAAGUUUGAAUCCAGCAUCAUUGAGGCCUGAACACAGUCCCUACAGUGGCUGUUUGGAAAAGAGUCUUAAGGAAAGACAAUGCUCGUCUGGAUAUUUGUGCUGCGAAGAAGAUCUUUGCAAUCACAUUGACAGUCCUGCCGUGAGGAGUAGGCUCAACAAAACUCUUCAAGUUCUUGUCGGCGAUUCGAGGGCCUUUUUGGGACCAAUUCAACCAACGGGUCAAGGAAUUCAAAAUACAGACGGCUGGUUCCGGACUGCGACAAUUGCAGUGCCAAUUUGUGGCCUUAUAGUUCUUCUAAUUUUGGCAUCAUUAGCGAUCAGAUUGCUUCAACCAUUACCAAAUCAAAUUGAUAAACUGGGCCCACAUCGAAUGCCUGACAACGCUCCUCCUCUACUGGGAACACCGAAAGUGCCUUUGGUCUAAAACAGACCGCUCGAUAGGUUCCAAAGACUUUUUUUUUAGAAUUGUCUUUUUUUUUUAAAAAAAAAAAAAGAAAACGCCACUCGUUUAAUUUAAUUCCAUUCGUAAAUUUCUUUAUCUAAAAUUUAAAUUUUAUUUCAUAACAAAAACAUUGUUUUUUUAUUUCAAUCUUUUUUUCAAUUUAAUAAGUCAUAAUACUAAAGAAUUAAAAACAUUUUUUAAUUUUUUCUUAGACUCAUUUGUGUAAAAAAAAUGUAUUUAACUUUUAAAUAAAGAAAUACGAAGGAUCCGAAGACUCCUAGAAAAGCUGUGAGCCUAACUGGCUCCACUCGGCUGUGAAUUUUUCUUGAAAGAAAACAUCAGUGUAUAUUAUUAUAUAUGUAUAAAAAAAAUAUCUCUUCUAUUCUCGCGUACCAACAUGUUAUAUAUUAUUAAUAUUAUUAUAAAUAAAUAAAUAUAUAUAUUUUAUAACUAUUAGAUUUAUAAGACUUGCAUUUUCCUCGAGGCAAGAGACAAAUGUUUGUCAUUUAGUGGAAAGCAAUAAUUCGAAAUUGAUUGCAUAAUGUCCAACGACAUAAAUAAUAGCCAUAAUUUUGAUAAAUUUUCUUUUCAAUAAAAAUAUCUAUUUUAUAAAAUUAAUUCUCUUUUUGUAUAUAAAGAAUACUUUUUAUACAUUUUUUUUUUUUUUUUUUUUUGUAAAAAUUGCAGAAUUUUUCAAAUUAUGGCAUAAGAAAUUUGUCAGUGGAGGCUUUACUUAUAUAUUAUGCUUUUCCUCAUUAUUAUAUUGUGGAAAUUUCUAAAUUAUUCUUUAGCACCUAUUUAUUUAUUUGUUCAAUUAAACUGUAUGAGCAGUAAAAUGACAGCUUUUAUAAUUUAAAAAAUGUCUUCUAAAUUUUAAAAAUUCUUUAAUAUUAACAAUUUUAACAAUUUAAAGAUAUUCCAAAAAAAAAUUUGACUGUAAAAUAUAUAUCUAAUAUUCCACACAAAAUUUGAAAUUUAAAACAUUUUUUUAUAAAUUAAAUCUAAAUCAUUAUUAUUUUGUAAAUAAAAAAAAAAAAAAAAAAAAACAAGGGAUCUGUGAAUUGGCGCUGAGGUGAUUUUUCGAUAAUAAUGCAUAGAAUUGAAAAUUUGAAUGAGACAUUCCAAACAGAGCGAAAGCAAUUGCCGGGGGGUUGGAAUGAAUGUUAUCACUUUGUAAGGAGCGAAGUUCACGUAAAUGAUUAAUAUGAUGAUUGCCCUUCUCGGGUCUGUCUUUGAAUUUCAAGUGAUUUAAUUGUUUGCGAAACGCGCAGCGCUUGUUCUUAGUUUAAGAUAAGAGAGAAAGAGAGAGCGUUCAUCAAAGUCAUUGAUUGUAUAUUUAUAUCGUCGCGUGAAAAAUGAAAAUAAAAAAAUGACAGCUCUCGAUUAUGUUUUAUAGUUAGUUAAGUUUUUUCUUUCUUUUUUAGCUGUCGGAAUAUCGCGAGAGCAAAUUGUCGUUCGUACACAACUCCAGAUAAUUGUAUUCCAUUGUAAAAUAAUAAUUAUUUUUUUUUUGUGAUAAUACGACAUAAUUAUUAGACAGUGUUAUUGACACGUAUCACAUUUUUUUUUUUUUAUUUUCAUGACAAUAUGCGUUUGCCUGUAAAACAGGGUGAUUCACUGCGAAAAAAAAAUCAUGUCAAAAAUGAAAAUACACUGCAAAAAUUUUA
Leptopilina boulardi is the source of this 2908-nucleotide messenger RNA. RefSeq names its product BMP and activin membrane-bound inhibitor homolog. The coding region runs from base 552 to 1223 and encodes 223 amino acids. The record is from RefSeq and is a predicted model, not a curated record. The transcript has 3 exons. NCBI's taxonomy places the organism in Eukaryota, Metazoa, Arthropoda, Insecta, Hymenoptera, Figitidae.